Messenger RNA from Puntigrus tetrazona (Sumatra barb), 6091 nucleotides. RefSeq names its product interferon-induced very large GTPase 1-like. Gene Ontology annotation, molecular function: GTP binding. Lineage: Eukaryota; Metazoa; Chordata; Actinopteri; Cypriniformes; Cyprinidae. The record is from RefSeq and is a predicted model, not a curated record.
AUGCCCACGAUUCUCACUACAGCUUUCCAGGACCAAGUGAAGAACCUACAAGUGCUGCCCCUAGAGGAGGCAGAUCGAGCCUUGGUGUUGCUGUGUCCUGUAAAAGUGCUAUUGUUUGUUUUGAAACAGAGAGAAAACAAGGAUGUUGGAACAACCAGACAUCAAGAUGAACAUGUACAACAAGAAAAGACUAAAGAAGAAAAAUUAGAGCAUCUAUAUAGCAGACUUCAUCUUGAAGACAGACGCAACAACAAACUGAGAGCUGCAGAUGUUCUUCAGAUAACAGCACAUUCAUUACAGUUCCAUGAGUCUUGUGAUGAGAAGGAGUUGGUUCUGAGUUUCCUACAAAAAAUACUAAUGAUGGACUACAGAGCAAGAUACAUUAAAACUAAAGAGACCAAGGAAGAACACACACAACAAAGAGACAAUGACUCACCAGAAGAUGAGAAUGAUAUUUUCAAAGCAAUAUAUUUUUCUAACAAAGGAACAAGACAAUCUGACCGAAUUGACCCGAUGGAUAUACAGAUGGCCGUGCUUCACUGUGCCGAUGGUUUUCUUAAGCAGCUUAUAGUGACUAAACUGUCCCAAUGUCAGUAUGCUCUGCCUUUACUUGUACAUGAUCCAUUCACACAACAGACUGAGUUUCCUCUCUGGACAUUUAGACAAAUCAACAAGAGCUGGAAAAUGAGAAAUGCCAACAAUGAAAUCAUCAGUCACAUCCAACCAAUCUACAAAGCUCAAACUCCAAUGGUGUCUUUUUUCAGGUUUGGCUCUGUGUCUUCAUCAAAAUCUCAUCUGAUGAACAAUCUGAUCAAUGAGAAACACAACACAUUCUUCCACAGGGACUGCCCAGGCAGCAGCAAAAGCAAAAUCCUGAUGGAUGGAGUGGUGGAGAUUGCUUGGUUCUGUCCCUCUGGGAAAGACACAGAUAAAUUCACUGAGUGUGUUGCGUUUUGUAAUCUUCACGGUGAUGCAGGAGACCAUGAGAAACAGCUGCAGAUCCUUACUGAAAUGGCGUCAGUAAAUGUUUUUCUUCUACCACAACUGGAUAGGAAUGAUAGACAUACAACAACAAUAAUCCAAAACCUAUACAGGAAUCCAAAGCCACUCAUUUGCCUUUUUACUGAAGAUGUAUGUACUCUAACUGAGAUGAAAAAAAGAAAAUACAAAAUUGGUUUGAAAGAACGUAAUCAGUCUGAUGUAUCUGAAGAACUCAGAAAAACUAUUGGUAAAUGUCUCUUAGAAUCAUCUUCCACUUUCAGACUUGAAGACGUGUCUAAACUCUCAGACAUCAGAGUAGAUGAGAAAGAUGAAGAUGGCUGCAGGAGAGGAAGAGUAGCAGCGCAGAAGAUGAUUAAUUUACUGGAGAAGAAAGACCUGAAAGUCAAAGAAUCAUUUCUGCCCUGUCAGGGGAAACUGUGGCAUCAGUGGAGUCAGAAGAACAAAGAACUACAUCGACCUCAAACAGAUAUGACAGAAAUGGAAAUGAGUAGAAAACGAACAGAAAUGAAGGAAAUCCGUGAGCAGCAGCAUGAAUCUGAUAUCAGCAAUUUUAUGAAGCUCUUUAUUGAAGAAAUGAAUUCAGAUUCUGCAAACAAGAUGUUUUUCCUUAAAUGGCUCAGAAUCUUUCUUGAUGAAUAUAUCUCAGCUGACUUCAUGCUUUUACAUCAUAAGUAUGAUGAAAAGUGGUCAACGGUGUUAAAACUGAAAGAGAGCAAUGAAAAAUCUGAACAUUUUAAAGCUGAACAAGCUGACCUUGAAAGGAUAUCUGAGGAACUUCAAGCUGCAGCCUUUGGUUUGGAGCACAUCAUGAGGGAGAUUGGUCAAAUCUAUGAAUCAUGCUCAUCUUUGAAGAAGAACAAGAAAGACCUGCAGUCUGACUUGUCUUCUCUCCCGAGUCUUGCAGCAGAAAUGAUGAUCGGAUUUCCACUGGAGAUGAUGGAUGGAGAUGCUGCUCAUGUUCCUGUGAUCUGGAUUUCUGCUGUUCUAGAUGAACUCAUCCGGAAACUGGGAGACCAGAGAGUCUUUGUGCUGUCAGUUUUAGGAAUUCAGAGUUCUGGGAAAUCCACUAUGCUGAAUGCCAUGUUUGGACUGCAGUUUGCCGUCAGUGCUGGCAGGUGCACCAGAGGAGCUUUCAUGCAGCUGGUCAGAGUGUCAGACGAGAUGAGAAGGCUGCUUACCUUUGACUAUAUUCUAGUUGUUGAUACUGAGGGUCUUCGUGCUCUAGAACUGGCUGGAAGAUCAACAAGACAUCAUGACAAUGAAUUAGCCACAUUUGUUGUUGGUCUUGGAAAUCUCACACUGAUCAACAUCUUUGGGGAAAACCCAUCUGAGAUGCAGGACAUUCUUCAGAUUGUUGUUCAGGCGUUCCUGAGGAUGAAGAGGGUCAAACUGAAUCCCAGCUGUGUGUUUGUUCAUCAGAAUGUCUCAGAUGUCACAGCUGUAGAGAAAAACAUGGAGGGUAGGAGACGACUGCAGGAGAAACUGGAUGAGAUGACAAAACUUGCUGCUAAAGAGGAAGUCUGUAAUGCAGAAAGUUUCAGUGAUAUAAUUAGAUUUGAUGUUCAGAACGAUGUGAAGUAUUUUACUCAGCUCUGGGAGGGAAGCCCACCCAUGGCACCACCAAAUCCAAACUACUGUGAGAACAUUCAAGAACUUAAAAAAACAAUUAUGUCUCAUGCCUCAAAAUCGCAUGGCAUGAGGCUUACACACUUCAAAGAUCGCAUUAAAGAUCUCUGGGAAGCUUUACUGAAGGAACGAUUCGUCUUCAGCUUUAGAAAUUCUCUGGAGAUAUCAGCCUACAGGAAACUGGAGACUGAAUACAGCAAGUGGUCCUGGAGUCUUCGGAGUGCCAUGAUGGAAACUGAGAACAAGUUACACAACAAAAUAGAAAAUGAAGCAAUUCAUGAGGUUGACGAAACUGACCUUCAAAGAGAACUCAAGAAGACAAGUGAUGAUGUGGAAAAAUCCAUGUCUGAGUUCUUUGAUAAAGACACAGAUGCAGAUUUUCUGAUUCAAUGGAAAAUGUCAUUUGAAACUAAAAUCAAAGAUGUCCAGGAAAACAUUGUGAGAGAAACAAAGAGGAAAUUAAAUGAGGUUCUUCAGCAGCGUGACCUGAAGAAAAAGAUUGAUGCUCAGAGGACACAUCAUGAAAACACCCUCUUGGAAAAAAGCAAAGAACUUGCCUUAAAACUCAAAGACAAAGCAAAUGAUGAUGAAACGCCGCAGAAGGAGUUUGAUUUGUUUUGGAAACAGUAUGUUAAAAUCAUCAUCAGAGACUCUCCUGCAAUCAAAGAGAUUGACAUACUGACAGAUGUCAAAAUCCUCCUCAGUGACAUCUAUAAAAGUGCUCCUAUAAACCCCUGGGGGGACAGCAAGGAUAUUUUCACUGUACUGAGUUUUUCUGAUUAUGUAACGGUAAAGAAAUCAGGUGGAUUUACUGGAGUUUUCAAAAAUGCCUACAGAAUAACUAGAGAAAAAAUUGGUUCCAUUCUGUCUAAAGAGGAUGAAGCCCAAAUAAGAUCAUUUGUCACAGAUGUUUCUCUGCAGACAGACAAAAUGAUUCAGUCAUUUAACAUUUCAAAGAUGGGCUACAACAAAAGUUGCAUUCAGAAACUCACAGAUUAUAUCAAGGCAAGAGAAAUUGAACAAGAGGAAGCAUCAGUGCAUUAUGUCUUCAACAAUGAAUUCUUCAUGGAUUUGGUUCUAUCCAUCUCUAAGAGAGCAAACAAGAUGAUCAUUGACCAGCACAGACUGUUCAGGGAAGCCAAUGAUCCUGUAAUAUAUGUUGAGAAGAAAAGAGAGGAAUACUAUAGUAUUUUCCAAAAACACCUCCAUGGUGCUGCAUCAGCUGUCAUUUUUGGUGAGAUUAUCUGUCAAAAACUCAAAGAACCUGUUAAGCAAAGUGUCUACAAGAAGACAGCCAGAGAUUUAUCAGAUGAAAUGAAAACAAACUGUGCAUCAUUAAAUGGAAACAGAUCAAAUCUGGAGAAACACAUCCUGAAGACACUGGCAGAAAAGGAGGAUUUUGUAAAUUACAUGGACUACAUUAUAAAUCCCAGAGGUCACUUCGAGAGUUUUAUCAGAGAUGAAGUCAGACAGUAUAUUACUAGUGAGUUCAGUGUCAGUGUUUCACCCAAGAUGAAGAAGAACAUUGAACUCCUGAAGAAGAAAAUAGUAGAAGCAGCACAUGAAUCUACUGAACAUGUUCAACUGAACAGAGGAGAUGCUGGUUUGUGGCUGAGUUUUUCAGAGAAGCUCUCAGGUGUGCUGAUCUUCUCUGAAAAAGACCUCAGUGGAGUGAAACAUGAUGAUGUUGAUGAUUUCAACCUCCUAGAAGAUGUGAUAACAAAAGAAAUUCCUGCUAUAAUGACUGAAAUCAGUAAAGAGUUUAACACACAUGCAUUUGAUGACAAAUUGGACCUCAAGUUCAGGCCAGAUAAGCUUCUGAUUGAUCACUUCUGUCAGUGCUGCUGGGUUCAGUGUCCAUUCUGUACAGCCAUCUGCACCAACACCAGAGAAGACCAUCCUGGAGAUCACAAUGUCCCCUUCCAUCGAGUGGAUGGAAUCAAAGGUUGGCAUUACCAUGGAACCGAGCACCUCAGUGCUGAUAUUUGCACAACUUUAGUGAACAGUGGUAAAAGAUUUUGUGCAUCAGGUAAAUGGUUUCCAUAUAAACAAUACAGAGAAGCAGAAGGAGUUUAUGCAGAAUGGAGCAUCACCCCUGAUGCCUCUGAGCUUCCGUACUGGAAAUGGUUUGUGUGCAGGUAGGAAGAUCUAGAAAAGCUGCACAAUAAAAAAUUCAAGGGAAAAGGUGAGAUCCCAAAUGAAUGGGAAAAGCUCAAAAAAGAUUGUGCUAUUCAGAGUUUGGAUACAUACUUUUAAAAAUGCAUACAUACAUACAUAACAGAGCAAUGCAUAUACUGCAUGUGCAGAACAUAAUAUAAAGCAGGGUUUAGUGGCCUGUUUCGUAAAACAAGUUCACCAAAUCAGCCAGGCUUAUUUUAGUUAGUCUGACUUAUCGUCAGUAAAUUUGGUUCCAUAUAGCAAAAGAUCAAAUCCAAGAUCAGCCACAACGGCUGUCCAUAGAGUAGUUCAGAAGAAAUCCAAAAGUUGAAGUGAAUAGUAAAUCAGAAACAUUGACCAGUUGAGAUGACCUCAAAAUUAAGUUGAUACAAAAACCCUAUUAAGAUGUAUAACGCAAAUGUUUCUCAAUAAAAGUUUGAGUAUGCAUGGGGAGAACAAAGACUUCCAGCUCACAAGUGUCAAACUUCCCACUCCCCCUAUUCUCUAAUAUAUGUAACUUCACUGAUAAUGCCUCCCUUACGUUCCCUCAUGGCUGGGAGUGAAAUUUCUACUUACAAAAGUAAGGUAACAGCUUACUAGACCUUUUACAAAACUAUGUGUAAAACCAAAUUAAUAUUUUUUUUAUAUAUUAUCAGGUGUGGUCAGGUGUUAAUUUGCACUUAACAUUCAAAGUCUUAAUGUGAUGGGGCCCUAAGUAGCCACUUAGUUCACUUAUACAUUGGACCGGCUCUAGUCGAAGUGGUGGGUUUUCUUUAGAAAACCAUUCUUAAUCAUGGGACAUUUAACAAAGGAAUAUAACUGUACGAGUCUGCCUAGCACUCCAGGGCCUCUCUUUUUUUGAAAGUUCAUUAGACUUUGCGUGUCAAUCUGCAGAAUCGGCAAAGGACCUCAAGACAAGAAUCGUCCUCACCGUCGCCGUGAGCACAGUUGUACCGUAUGUGUAACUUGUGUAAAAGGUAAAAAAAUUUAGUGUAAUGGUCUUUCAUCAAAAUGUCUUUGUUUUUUGAAUUAAUAAUUGUUUAUUAUUAAUUCAAGAAGUAGGUAAUAUGAGCUCUAGUUUUAUUUUUUUGUGAUGUUGUGUAAGGAUGUGUUAGUAAACUGUGAUAGUUUGACCAACUUUGUCCUUUAAAAAUAAUUAGCUUAGCAUGACUAACAACCUCUUGUAUGCAUAGAUGCAGUUAAAUAUCUUCUUUAUGAUUGUUUUUUUCCCUGUAUAUGUGCACAUUUAUUAAUGUCACCAGAGAAUACAUUGUUGCACAGUAAACACAAUGCAUGCACUGCAAAA